AAAGAGACUCCAGUUCCUUCCCAUUCUCUGAUUCGAGCAACGAAGGAAGCAAUCAUACGAUCAUGUCUCGUUUAAUCCAUUCCAGAUUAUGCCCUUCCAGAUUUUUCAAUACAUUGGGUUCAAUUCGAAGAGGAAGAUAUUUGUCAACAGAAUCUAAUAAGAUUGAUGAACCACUUAAAGUAGAGGAAGCAGAACCAGUAAAUGCUCCACCUCCUCCGGCAGAAAAGUUACUUGUGCUGGGUGGAAAUGGAUUUGUUGGCUCACACAUAUGCAAAGAAGCGUUGGAACGUGGCCUGUCGGUUGCGAGCCUUAGCAGAUCUGGCAAGUCAUCUAUCCAAGAACCAUGGGCUAGCAAAGUAAGUUGGCAUCAAGGAGACUUGCUGUCAGGUGAUUCAUGGAAGGAGGCACUCGGUGGAGUCACUUCUGUUAUCUCUUGUGUUGGUGGUUUUGGUUCCAAUUCCCACAUGUACAAGGUCAAUGGAACUGCAAACAUCAAUGCCGUUAGAGCUGCUGCCGAAAAAGGGAUUAAGAGAUUCGUCUACAUAUCUGCUUCAGACUUUGGUGUGGUUAAUUACUUGCUACAAGGAUAUUAUGACGGAAAGAGAGCUACUGAGACAGAGUUGUUAACAAGGUUUCCAUAUGGACAUGUGAUUUUGAGGCCUGGGUUCAUAUACGGAACUCGUCGAGUCGGCAGCAUGAAGUUGCCUCUAGGCGUAAUCGGUUCUCCACUAGAGAUGGUUAUGCAAUAUGCAAAACCGUUGAAUCAGGUCCCGAUUGUUGGUCCGCUGUUGACUCCUCCGGUGGAUGUUAAAGCGGUAGCAAAGGUUGCGGUCAGAGGGGCUACUGAUCCGGUCUUCCCUCCUGGCAUUGUUGAUGUGUAUGGAUUACGACGUUACAGCAAGCAGAAGACCUUCUAAUAAACAUAUAUACAACUUAUUUACUCGAGCAUUAGGCAUCGUUUCUGUUGUCGGAUCUUUUUCUUCCACGUUGAGUUUAUUGAUAGAGAAAUCGGUAGUAUUGCUUUUUACGUGUCGCUUAUCGAUCUUCAGGUGAAUAAAAGAAAGGAAUCGAGUCUUGCAAAUGCGCUUGGCUGGUAUCGGUUUAAAUAUGGUAUCAUUUUGUUGCUUCUGCUUCGUUGUGUUUUUUUUGAAGUAUAUAAUAUUUAUAUAUGACAGACAGGUAUACACAUUUCUCAUAGGUAAGGUUUGAAUCACCCAAUGAUCCUUUUGGUUCUUAUAUGUGUUUCCGA
Messenger RNA from Cynara cardunculus var. scolymus (artichoke), 1249 nucleotides. RefSeq lists its product as uncharacterized. The record is from RefSeq and is a predicted model, not a curated record. Gene Ontology annotation, cellular component: mitochondrion. NCBI's taxonomy places the organism in Eukaryota, Viridiplantae, Streptophyta, Magnoliopsida, Asterales, Asteraceae. Gene Ontology annotation, molecular function: protein-containing complex binding. The coding region runs from base 63 to 917 and encodes 284 amino acids. The transcript has 10 exons.